Penaeus indicus is the source of this 5825-nucleotide messenger RNA. RefSeq names its product synaptogenesis protein syg-2-like. NCBI's taxonomy places the organism in Eukaryota, Metazoa, Arthropoda, Malacostraca, Decapoda, Penaeidae. Gene Ontology annotation, molecular function: protein binding. The record is from RefSeq and is a predicted model, not a curated record. The transcript has 15 exons. Bases 572 to 3169 code for a protein of 865 amino acids.
GCAUUCUCUCGCCAGUGUACGUUGGGGAAGUGUAGGAGAAGGUUGUGUCGAAGCGUUCCUGCGGCGGGCCCGACUCGGUCGCUCGCUCCUUCGCGUGCCUCUCUUCGCCAGUUGUGCGGAGACACUGUGUUCGUGAUUCGUGGAAUUGUAUGAAUCUUUUUGAUGACUUUGUCACGAAGUGCCUCGUGCCGUGGAAACUUCCGAUGCAAUUCGGAAUGGAUGACAGAUUAAUGAGAAAAUUAUGUGAUAGAAAUAGUGAAAAAAAGUUAUUUGAAUAAAUAUAGUUCAACAAAUUUGACGAUAGAAAGAGAGAAGAAAAAUUAGAAAGACUUGCAUAACUUUUGACAUUCGCGGAUUACGAAACUUGCGGUAACACCCUUUCGGAACUGCUCUCUUCGAAGCCACGCCAGAAAUAAAAAAAAGAGAAAAGAAAAGACGUGGAAGGGAGGGGGAGGAGGACGGACGAAUAAGCUCGCCCAUAAAACAGAUAUUCCUCCCUGACAACAGAAAAAAACGGGGUAAAGAAAAGAAAACAUAAGAAAAGGCUCCGAUAAUUUUACGACAACCGGUGAUGGCUUUGUGCAGGACCCUCGUUUUGGCCGCUGUCACGGCUCUCUUGACAGACCGGAGCACCCUGGCUGUCAACGACAACGAACGCCUUCCCAACGGCCUUGAAGACAGUCCCUUGACGGAGGUGUGGGGCGUGGUGGGGGGGAAGGUGCUCCUGCCGUGUGACAUGAACCCCCCCCUGCAGAACGACUCCACCCACCUCGUCCUCUUUUACCACGGAGCCCUCGGGACGCCCAUCUACAGCCUCGACUCCCGCGGCAAGAGCCUGGAGCACGCGAGCCACUGGGCGGAGCAGGACCUGGGCCACCGGGCGGUCAUGAGGGUGAACCGCAAGCAGCACGGGCUCCUCCUCGAGGACAUCCAGCUCAAGGACCAGGGCAUGUACCGGUGCCGCGUGGACUUCGUCGAAAGCCCCACCAGGAACGUGCGGGUGCGCCUCAGGGUCGUCGUGCGGCCGCGCAGCAUGACCAUCACCAACGACCUUGACCCCAACCACAAGGUCGGCGACGUCGUGGGGCCUUUCGCCGUGGGCGCCGUCGUUAACAUCUCCUGCCAGGUGCUGGGAGGUCACCCAAGGCCGAAGGUCACGUGGUGGGAGGGCGGGUCACUCCUGGACGACGUGAACGAGCUCAACGCAAGUCACGUGAUCAGGAACACGCUGUCACUCCCGCCUCUGACGCGUCGAGACUUGCACAGGAACAUCACGUGUCAAGCCAGGAAUUCCAACUUGGUUUCGCCACUGACGAGCACGAUCACGCUGGACAUGCACUUUCCCCCGACCUCCGUCCGACUGGUGGGGAGGUCAGACGUGGUCAGGAUGAAGGAGGGCGUGACGUACCAGCUGGUGUGUGAGGUCGAGGGGUCGCGACCAGCUGCCGUGAUCAGCUGGUGGAAAGAUGGAGAAGCUCUACCUGAUGACAUGGCGAGGAUCGACGUGAUGGGCCCCUACACCACCCGCUCGACUCUGACCUUGACCCCGGCGGCGGCGGAUGACGGCUCGUCACUGACCUGCAGAGGCUUCAAUCCAAACCUUUCAAAAGUGCUUGAAAAUUCAACCAAACUCUCUGUGCUUUAUAAGCCACAUAUGGAGCUUCAAGCGGGGCUGAAUAUCGACUUAAAGGACAUAGAAGAGGGAGACAACGUCUACUUUGACUGCAUAGUUGAUGCCAACCCUGCGGUGACAGGAGUGCAGUGGGCGCAUAAUGGAGUGCCCCUCAAGACCAACCUUACGCGCGGAAUUCAAGUGAGUCCGUCAAAGCUGAUUCUGCAGGAGGUUACGAGGGACGCGACGGGGUUCUACACCUGCGCCGCCGCCAACACAGAGGGCGCGAGGACUUCCAACUCGCUGCAGAUGGACGUCAAGUUCCCGCCCACGUGCGUCGGGCAGCAGCAGCUGACCUACGGCGCCGCCAGACACGAGACCCUCGAGGUGCCAUGCCAGGUCAAGGCACACCCGAUGCCUCUCUUCUUCCGCUGGGCCGUCAACUCCUCCACGGGCCUCGUCGACGUCCCCCUCAACCUCUCCACCCCCCAAGGCCCCCUCACCAGCGUCGUCCGGUACACGCCGCAGACCAACCUUGACUUCGGCGAGCUCUUGUGUUGGGCGAGUAACGAGCUCGGCCAGCAGAGGGAGCCGUGCGUCUUCAGCGUUAUUCCAGCGGCCAAGCCCGAGCCGGUGAGCGAGUGCGUGGCCGAGAACAACGCCACGAUGCCCUCAACGUAUGCGGUGCUGUCGUGUCUUCCGGGCUGGAACGGCGGCCUGGCUCAGAGCUUCGCGCUGGAGGUGCGGCAGGCGGCGAAGGAAGAAGUCCUCGAGAAGUUUCGACAAGCGCCGGAACCCGUCUUUAUCAUCACGGGGCUGAAGGAGGGCGUGCACUACCUCCUGACGGUGACGGCCGCCAACUCCCGCGGCUCGAGCCCCCCGGUCACGCUCAACUACACGACCCCGGCGGCGGCGACCCGAGACAAGUUCUUUUCCAGCGACGGCGAGGGGGCCAUCCUGCCUCUCACGCCCUACAUGCUGCUACUGGUGGUGGUGCUGGUGGGCGUGGUGGCGCUCGUAGGCGUGGGCGUGAUGGUGGUGAAGAAGGCCCGGCGAAGGAGAAGCGGCGCGGACAUCAUGUACAAGAGCGGCGGCGAAGCGACUCUCACGAACCACGCCGACGGCCCGACCAUCGUAUGUGUCGAGAGAGAUUGUGAGAAAGAUGAGUUGAUGAAGGCGCCUGCGAUACUCACCUCACCCGUCAUAGACAUCUUGCCUAAUCACGUCACUCAUCUCAACAACGUCAUCCCCCCGCCCCCCAUGGAGAACGAGGUCCUCCUGCGUGACAAAGGAGGAGGAGGAGGAGGCGGAGGAGGAGGAGGAGGAGGAAUCGGAGGCAGGCGAGAAGCAGACGUAGUAGGAAGCACCCGGUCCAUCUACCCGAACGGCCUGGCUCCGCUCGCCCGCUCGGACUCGCCCUCCUCAAGGUCCUCCCGCUCCUCGUCGUCCACGGUGGCCCUCAACCCCGACUACCUGACGAAGGCCCUGGAGGAGGUGGCUAUGGGCCCCCUAGCGCCCUCGGGUCGUGGAGGGGCGCCGCAGGAGAGCACGGUGUAGUAAAUAGGAAGAGAGAAGAACGAAAUGAAGAGGAAACGGAGGAGAUGUCCCCCUUCUGCGUGAGGGUCGAGGGUGUGGGGCGGAGGGAGUCUCGCUGUGUCCUCCUCAGCCCUCUCCUGCUGGAAAGAGAUGACGAAGCGUUAACUGAUUAAAAUGUUCUCUGUUAGAAUGUUAGGUGAACGUGGAUUGUAACUUAAUAUCAGUGUUUUUUUUUGUAUAUAUGUAAAACGCACACACACACAUAAACACACUCACUCACUCACUCACACACACACACACACACACACACACACACACACACACACACACACACACACACACACACACACACACACACACACACACACACACACACACACGCACGCACACACACACAAUCACUCGCACACUCACACACACUCUCACACACACGUAUACACAGAACCAAUCUCGUACUUACAUAACUACUUGAGUACUUGACAAACGCGACCAAAGUAGACUGAGAGCAAAGACGGAAGUAAUUCUGCAGGAUUCGCCAAAGAAUUGUAUCAUAGAAACUCAUUACCAUUAUUAUAAAAUGAUGACAACAUAUCGACAAAGUCUUGAAACAAAAACAAAAAAAACAAACUAGCCUAAGAAAAAAAGAAAAAGUGUUGAUAUAUGAUAUACUGUGAAAAGAAAGUGCCACUUUUGGUAAAUUGUGAUAAGUGUUUUGUGUAAAUAAUAUAAAAUAAGAUACGUGGUCUGUGACUUUAGAGGAAGCCACGCUACUCCGUGUGUUUUUUGUUGACAAUUUGAACAAAAUGAUUUUGUUAUGGAUUAGAUGGAACUUUAUUUUGCCACUGGAAUGCUGUGCCGCUUAUAGUACUUUUGUUACAUGACGUUGAAUAUUGAUUGUAAAUUAUAGAUCAUAUCUUUGUCUUAGCAGAAAUUGAGAGAGAGAGAGUGAGAGAGAGAGAGAGAGAGAGAGAGAGAGAGAGAGAGAGAGAGAGAGAGAGAGAGAGAGAGAGAGAGAGAGAGAGAGAGAGAGACAGAGAGAAAGAUUCAAGUACAACGUAAUGGCUUGAAAAUUCCAACGGGAUGUCACUUUUUCUUAAAGCAUAUAUUUGCAAAGUAACAUCAAGCUAAUGUAUCAAAAUUAACAAAACAAAGAUAAUAUGAUGUUUACAUUAGCCUACAUGGAAAUAUAUAUAUAUAUAGUGCAUCCUUGACUCGUAUGCUCAUCCCCUCGUAUAUUUCUCACACGAACUAUCUGUAAAAAGAUGUCUGCUCAAGAAACGACCUCAACGGGAGUGGUGGUUUGGCCGAAAUGCCAUGGUUAACAGAGAUGUAUUUUUUGUAACCCCGUAUGUCUUUCUUUUUCAUAGCUAGACUCUGUACCCUUCAAGGAACGGGUUAUCAGUUUAUGAUUAUGUUUACAAAAGAAAUACAGUCAUUAAACUGGAAAGUGGAAACUUAUUGUGUCCUAAAUAGCAAAUAAUUUUGCUGGUAAACUUGUAAACAAGGUAUCCUAUUAUUUUGUAAACCCUACUUCAUACUUCUAUUAACACCCCGAUCAACGCUCUGAUUUGUGUAUCCUGUUACUUUUAUAUGUGAUAGUGUGAUGACGUAUAGUGAAACACGGUUACUAUGAACGUCUGUUGCUCGGAUCAGUGUGAAGCAGAUAUGUUUAGAGAAAAUGAAAUAGAAAAGAAAAGAAAAGAAAACGAAGAUAAAAACUUGAGAUCAUGCAAUGCGUUUUAUUGGGCGUGUGCUUUGAAAAGAGGGAGAAAGAGAGAGAAGAAGAUACAAAAAAAGAAUGAGAGAAGGAAAGAAAGAAAGAAAGAAAAAAAUCUACGUAAAAGACCAUGAAACUUUAAACCUCCCUGUAGCUUGUGCAAGACAUUCGCGUCUUCCUUAAGGCAGAGACGCACCAAAGACAACUUCCAGAAGCACCAACACGAAGAUAGUUUCCUCAUACCCCUUUUCUACAGCUCGAGUGCUAGGGUGUUCGUAGAGUUGUUAUUUUCUAAUACUAAUGUGCCUUAUUACGUAGCGAUGUAAGGAACAGUGACAUACAGAGUGUAGGGACAUUUAUUUUUAUGUGUGUUCUUAGCCAUCCUUUCGAAAUUAAUUAUGUUACCAUUGUAUUAUUUUUCAUCCAUCUCUUGGUUAUUCAUUGAAUUUUUUUUUUCUUUUUUUUAUUCGCCUCUUCGUUUCGCGUCCUUCCAUUUUUUUUUCUUUCUCUCUUACUUUCUUUUUUCGUCACUUUUCUCUUUAUUUUUCUCUCUUGCACAACGCGAGCCUUCUUCCUUUUCUUAUUCCGUCCCCUCCUUCCUUCUUUCCUUCCUCUCGCCUCUCCUUAUUCUCUUCUUUUUUUGUUUUUUUCCUUUUUCUGAGUCAUGUUAGUUUCGUUGGAAAGUCAUUCUUAUGUCCCCGUAUGUAAGGAUCCGAUUCCCAUGUUCAUCCAUGUGUAACUUUGUUGUUUUUAUGGUCUCCAUGUUUGUCUUCAUGUAUGUGUCUGAAGUCAAAGGUCUGUAGACCCCCCCCCCCCCACAAACACAAACAAACAAACAGACACACACACACAAAAACACAUACACAAACACACACACACACACACACGCACACACACACACACACACACACACACACACACACACACACACACACACACACACACACACACACACACACA